Messenger RNA from Cordyceps militaris CM01, 951 nucleotides. Its product is annotated as Glyoxalase/bleomycin resistance protein/dioxygenase. NCBI's taxonomy places the organism in Eukaryota, Fungi, Ascomycota, Sordariomycetes, Hypocreales, Cordycipitaceae. Bases 1 to 951 code for a protein of 316 amino acids. The transcript has 2 exons. The record is from RefSeq and is a predicted model, not a curated record. Gene Ontology annotation, molecular function: metal ion binding; lactoylglutathione lyase activity.
AUGGGCGAGGCGGAUCGGCACAUUUACCCAUCGCUUCGGGGAAUGGCCGUUGCUCGCCUUGGGGGAGUUGCGUCAACCACGAGCCUCGCGCGCUGGACAGGAACAGCGCGAAGCGACGAGGGUCUCUUGGGCCGUGACAGCCCAGCCCGACGGAGUGAGGAAAGACUUUCGGCAGAUGCCCUGCAAGACAGGCAAAACGAGGGAAACCUGCACCGCACUGACACUCACACUUAUACUCACACUUACACUCACGCCUACACCUUCACAAUGAAGUUCAACAGUCUCUUCACCUUAGCCCAGCUCCCCUUCGUCCUCGGCUGCGCCACGCACAUCCCGCGGCAAGGCGCGCCGCCAAUUGACCUUGGCAGCGACGCGGCUGCCGACGCCGCGACGACGGGCUACUUCAUCAACCACGUGUCGCUCAACGUGCGCAACCUGACGGCGAGCCUCGCCUUUUACCAGGCAGCGCUCGGGCUGCGGCACAUAAUCACGGUGCGCGCCACGCCGCGGCUGUCGGUGGCGUACCUGGGCCACGCGCACGGCGGGCGCAACGGCACGCGGCUACCAGACGGGCGCGCGAGCUGCUGCGCGACAAGAACAACGCGCAGGGCACUCGUCGAGAUGCUCUUCCUCGACGUGCCGCGCCGCGGCAUCGCGUCCCCCAGCGAGCACACCAACGCCGUCGGCCACCUCGGCGUCGUCGUGCCCGACGUCGUCGCCGCCCAGGCCCGCCUCGAGGAACAAGGCGUCCGCCUCCUUAAGCGCGUCGGCGAGGACACCCCGACCACGGGACCGCUGGCCAUCUCCCAGGGCUUCGCGCCCGACGUGUACAGGCAGGUGCCGCCUGGGGAGCAGAGGGCGAUUGAGGCCGUGCUGAAUGAGAUGAAUCGGCGCUUCAUCUAUGCGCAGGAUCCAGAUGGCAAUAUUCUGGAAAUUCAGCCGCAGGACUAG